Molecule: messenger RNA, 948 nt
Organism: Talaromyces rugulosus
Lineage: Eukaryota; Fungi; Ascomycota; Eurotiomycetes; Eurotiales; Trichocomaceae
Exons: 4
Coding region: 1-948 (315 amino acids)
Biological process (GO): mitochondrial phosphate ion transmembrane transport
Cellular component (GO): mitochondrial inner membrane
Molecular function (GO): phosphate transmembrane transporter activity
Source: RefSeq, a predicted model, not a curated record
AUGGCUUCGUCUGCCCCUUCUCCUGUUGCCGUUGAGGCUGCCCAGCCCCCGAAGCUCAGCGGCGUCGCCCUGUACUCCCGGUUCGCCUUUGCCGGUGCCGUGUGCUGUUCGAUCACCCACGGUGCCUUGACCCCUGUUGAUGUCGUCAAGACCCGUAUCCAGCUCGACCCCGUCACCUACAACCGCGGUCUCUUCGGUGGUAUCCGCCAGGUUAUCCAGAACGAAGGUGCCGGCGCUCUUUUGACUGGUUUUGGUCCUACCGCCGCCGGUUACUUCCUCCAGGGUGCCUUCAAGUUCGGUGGAUACGAAUUCUUCAAGCAACAGUGCAUCAACCAGCUCGGUUACGAGACCGCUUCCAACAACCGCAUCGCCGUCUACGCCGUCUCUUCCGCCGCUGCCGAAUUUUUCGCUGAUAUCGCUCUUUGCCCUCUUGAGGCCACUCGUAUCCGUCUUGUCUCGGAGCCUACCUUCGCCAACGGUCUGCUCGGUGGUUUCUCUAAGAUCGCCAAGACUGAAGGUCUCGGCGGUUUCUACUCUGGAUUCGGUCCUAUCUUGUUCAAGCAGGUCCCAUACACCGUCGCCAAAUUCGUCGUCUUCGAGAAGGUUGUUGAGGCUGUCUACGGAGUUGUUGACAAGGACUCCCUCUCUGACGGCACCAAGACCUUUGUCAACUUGGGCUCUGGUUUGAUGGCUGGUUUCGCUGCUGCCAUUGUCUCCCAGCCUGCCGACACCAUGCUUUCCAAGAUCAACAAGACCAAGGGUCUUCCUGGUGAGGGCACCAUGACCCGCCUUGUCAAGAUUGGUAAGGAGCUCGGUUUCCGCGGCUCUUACUCUGGUAUCGGUGCUCGUCUCUUCAUGGUUGGUACUCUCACUGCUGGUCAAUUCGCCAUCUACGGAGAUAUCAAGCGUAUCCUCGGCGCCACUGGUGGUGUUGAGAUCGGCAAAUAA